AUGGUCUUGGACCUGAAAGUAGAAAGACACUACCAAGCUCCGCCAAGAGAAGUAUCGCACAGUAUUCGCCGAAGCCCCAACGCAAAAAUCAAACCAAGAGUCCUGCUGAAUAUCGAGAGCAACGUCGUCUUAAACAAGAACGCUACCGAAGGAAACAAACACAACGCGAACACGACCUCGCGAAAGUAG
Molecule: messenger RNA, 189 nt
Organism: Phytophthora nicotianae INRA-310
Lineage: Eukaryota; Oomycota; Peronosporomycetes; Peronosporales; Peronosporaceae
Exons: 1
Coding region: 1-189 (62 amino acids)
Source: RefSeq, a predicted model, not a curated record